UCACCUGUUCUUUCAUCCACGUUUCUCAAAAACUUUCUCAUUUCUUUACUCUUUUUUUCUUAUAUCUUUCAAUAUGUUGGAAAAAUCUUGUAGAAACUUGUGUUUUUGACAAAGUUUUUAGGCCAAACAAUGGUCUAAAACAUGUUUUUCCUCGGUUUUGUGCUUGUUUCGAUCAACAUUUGAUCUGUUAUUACAUCAUAUAAUAUCUUAUUCUAUAGAUUGUUUAUCGUUCUAAAAGGGUUCGUUGAGUUUUUAUAUACCAAGUGAGUUUAAGAGGCCAAACGAAGGUCUAAAACUACCUUUUAAUGCAUUGCGUGCUUGCAUCGAUGAACAUUUGAUCUGUCAUUAGAUGAUAUAAUAUCUUUUUCUAUGGAUUGUUCAUCGUUCUUGAACGUUUUUCUUACGAUAAGCAAAAGAGUUUGUUUUUAUUUCUACACCUAGUUUAACCGGCUAAACAGAGGUCUUAACUAUUUUUUACGCGCUUCUUUCGAUGAACAUUUGAUUCGUCAUGAGAUGAUAUAAUCUCUUAUUCUUGAACGUUGUUCUUACGAGAAACAACGAAGAAAGAAUAAACAUUUGACCUGUCGUUAGAUGAAAUAAUAUCUUAUUCUACGGAAUGUUCAUCAUUCUUAAACGUUCUUCUCGAAAAUUUUCCGAAACGAGCAAGAGGGUUUUGUUAAUUUUUAGAUGGAAAGAGGCCUUGAUGCACUCACUUUAGUUUAGAAUGAAUAUAUGAUGACAGAAAUGGAACCCCCCUAGAAUUUAGCUGCCUCAUAACAUUUUUUUUCUUAGUAUCAUCAUUAUUACAUCAGUUUCUUUUUUCUUUUUCUUUCUAUAACCUAAACUUUCCUCUCACUCUCUCUCUAGGGAUUUUAAGUUUAAGACAGAGAAAAUUCAAUCUUACAAGCUUUGGAGUUUGAAGAAAUGGAAGAGUUUUACAGGCUUAACAACCCUGUCAUGUCCUCUUAUUCUAAUGGUGUUCUUGGAGGUGAAGCCAUUGCUAGCACCAGCUGUGGUGACAUUCAUGAAGCUCUAAUGGUGGAUGAUGAACUGCUUCACCUUGAAGCAGAGCCCACCACUGGCUUGAACAUGUCUGACAUGAUCAAGACUCAGAUUAUCAACCAUCCCCUUUACCCAAAAUUGGUUUCUGCUUACAUUGAAUGCCAAAAAGUUGGAGCUCCACCACAAGUGGCUUCUCUUCUUGAAGAAAUUGGCCGUGAAAAUCAUCCUUCUAGAUCUUGUAUUGAGUUGGGAGCUGAUCCUCAACUGGACAACUUUAUGGAGUCAUACUGUGAGGUGCUUCAUCAAUAUAAGAAUGAGCUAUCCAAGCCAUUUGAUGAAGCAGCCAUGUUCUUGACCAACAUUGAAUUGGAGCUAAGCAACCUGUGUAAAGGAUCGUUUACUGCGACGUCCGAAUCUCGCUCUGCCAUCGAUGACGAAGUAGCCGGGACUCCAGAGGAAGAACCGAGCAGCUACGGGGAGGUAGAAACGUCAGGGAAUCACGAGCCGUUCAGCACACGAAAAACAAACCAAGACCUCAAAGAAAUGCUGCUAAAGAAGUACAGUGGGUAUCUAAGCAGUUUGAAGAAGGAAUUCUUGAAGAAGAGGAAGAAGGAGAAGCUGCCAAAGGAUGCAAGAAUGGCUCUACUUGAGUGGUGGAGUGCUCAUUAUAAAUGGCCUUAUCCUACGGAAGAGGAAAAAUCAAAACUCUCUGUUAUCACUGGUUUGGAUCAAAAGCAGAUCAAUAACUGGUUCAUAAACCAGAGAAAGCGGCAUUGGAAGCCGCCCGAAGAUAUGCGGUUCAUGCUCAUGGAUGGAGCCGGGGUCGGGGACGGGGACGGGGACGGGGACGGGGGAUGCAUCAAAGGAUUGAAUCAGGCCAUAUAAUUUGAUUUAGCUUCUUCUGUAGUUUAUCUUUGGUUUUGUAGACUUAGAAUUUCUUACCUUUAGACAGAAAUACGUGAAUAUAUUAGAACGUAAAAGUGUUUGUAACAACCCGGCUUUCCGUGCAUUUCAAAGUCGUUAC
Cucurbita maxima (winter squash) is the source of this 2026-nucleotide messenger RNA. Its product is annotated as homeobox protein knotted-1-like 1. The coding region runs from base 925 to 1887 and encodes 320 amino acids. The record is from RefSeq and is a predicted model, not a curated record. The transcript is spliced from 5 exons. NCBI's taxonomy places the organism in Eukaryota, Viridiplantae, Streptophyta, Magnoliopsida, Cucurbitales, Cucurbitaceae. Gene Ontology annotation, molecular function: DNA binding; DNA-binding transcription factor activity, RNA polymerase II-specific. Gene Ontology annotation, biological process: regulation of DNA-templated transcription. Gene Ontology annotation, cellular component: nucleus.